Molecule: messenger RNA, 1461 nt
Organism: Closterium sp. Naga37s-1
Lineage: Eukaryota; Viridiplantae; Streptophyta; Zygnematophyceae; Desmidiales; Closteriaceae
Source: the annotation of a GenBank genome assembly
AUGGCUCGACCUGCGCUUUUAGCACUCUCCCUCACGCUUCUCCUCGCCGUCGCGAGUGCUGGAAGUCCCCUCACGAGCUCCUCUGCAAAUGCUAAGCCCGACGCGAAUGGAAAGAAAGACGACGGUCUCAUGACCGACAUUCCCAAGGACAUCGCGAAGCAGGUUGCGGCAGGUACCGCGGCUGGUGUUACGUACGUGGAUACCGCGCAGGACACAUUCUUCAUGGCUGAAGUGAAAAAGGCCGGAUGGAACGCGCAGAAAUGCCCGCCGGGAUUAAACAAGGAGCUUGCGGGCGCAUGUACUGCAAAGAAUUGCUCCAAGGGCGGGAUUGCAGCUAAGUGGAAGACCUCUUACCUGCAGAAAAACAAGCUCGGAUUCGAGCUGUACGUGCCGGGUAAUCCGCUGACUCUUCUCAAGGCGAAUCCCGCGUCGUGUUGCAACACCUGCGCCGCGAUGCCGCUUUGCACCUACUGGCAGUACAUCCCCGAUAUAACCAUCGACGGGAAGAAGGGCAAAGGCGCGUGCUAUCUGAUUCACGAUCAGAUCGACUUCUCCUGCGGAGAAAUGACCGCGCAGUACAACACGGAAACGAAGCCCGUCCACCUGCAAGUGCGCAUCGGCGGCGAGUGCAACCCGAACCCGAAAAUCCUCAACGACCCGCAUCUGGUCGGCGCGCACGGCACGCAUUUCGACUUCAACGGCCGGCCCGACAAGGCGUUUUGCCUGCUGACCGACCGAAACCUGCACGUGAACAUGCUGCUGCGUGGGUAUUAUGACGAGAGGACGGAUAACUCCGCGGCUGCCGUGGUUGACGGGAAGGCGGUGCACACGUGGAUCAAGGAGCUCGGCAUUGUUUGGACUGCUGCGGGUGUGGAUCAUAAGUUCCGACUCGCGGCGCGCAGCGGCAAGCAGCAGGAGCGCGGCGAUGGAUUCGUGAAGGAAAUCGAGAUUGACGGCGCCGCGAUUCCGCGCAUGCAGGUCGGCGACAAGGUUACCAGCGCCGGCGGUCUGACACUCGAAUUCCGCGGCUUGGAGAAGGAGGGACCGUUCGAUGUGGAUUACUAUUUGCUCUCGAUCGACGGGUUAAUUACCCUUGACCUUCGCCUUCGCGUAGCGCAUCCGAAAUUGCAGACUCCAACCGAAGCCGAGGCGCACAUCAACGUCGGGAUUGCCGAGCUCGAGCACACGGAGGAGAUUCACGGCGUGCUCGGGCAGACGUACCGCGCGGAUCACGCCGCGCGCGCCGCGGAUUUCCAGCGCCUCGUCGCGAGCAUGCACCGUCCGAUCUCCGCCGAUGGCGCGGAGGGAGAGGGGUUUCUGGAUGGAACUCCCCGGUCGUACGAGGCAAGUGAUGUGCUUGCUGUGGAUUGCGCUUAUACCGCGUAUGGCCGCGCCAGGAAGUGGGCUGGCCAAUGUGUGGUUUCCUAUGAUGCAGCCAAUUUAGGCCAAGUUUUCCGGUGA